AUGUUUAGGAACAUUGAUUAUAUAAUCAGUCAUCGCCAACCUUCGUUUGGUGCUGGGAUCUUAGCCAUGCCCUAUGCCAUUAGAUCUAGUGGUAUUCUUUUUGGUGUGUUCCUGAUUAUACUUAGUGGGCUUGCGUCUCUAUUUGGGCUGUUUCUGCAAACUAAAGUAUCCCAGUUCGUGACACCAGGGCACGCCUCGUUCUUUACGGUGGCCCAAAUUACUUACCCAAAAGCCAGUAUCUUCUUUGAUAUUGCUAUUAUGAUCAAGUGUUUUGGUGUCGGUUGCUCCUAUCUGGUGGUUAUUGGUGAUUUGAUGCCUAAGAUUGUACAUGCCUUAGUCAAGGAUUCAACACUUGCUGAACAUCCAGCAUUAGAGGCCAGAAAUUUAUGGAUCAGUCUGUUCAUGUUAAUAAUAAUUCCGUUGUGCUACCUCAGAAAUUUGACAUCCCUCAAAUACGCGUCACUAGUGGCCCUCUCAUCUGUUGGAUACCUAGUAGUUCUCGUCGUGGUGCAUUUGAUCUUCCCCGAUGAAGCUAUUGUCCGUGGACCUAUAAAAGCUGUGGGACCUACUUCAAUAACAGAGUUUCUGGGCAGCUUUCCUAUUUUUGUUGUUUCUUACACUUCACAGCAUAACGCAUUUUCAUUGAUUAAUGAGCUGCGUGAUAAAAGCGCUGCGAAUAUGAACAAGUUCAUCAGUAUAGCAAUUAGUACAGCAAUGGUGCUCUACAUGGUCACCGGAAUAUGUGGCUACCUGACAUUUGGUGACAAUAUCAUCAGUAACAUCAUUGCCAUGUAUCCUCAAAAUGUUUCCUCUACAGUCGGAAGAAUUGCAAUUGUGUUCUUGGUUACUUUAUCAUUCCCCUUGCAAUGCCACCCCUGUCGAAACUCCUUAAAUUACAUAGUGCAUUUUUACCAAACAAGUGGUAAAACUGAUCUUAACGACGAAUUUGAUGAAUUUGAUGAUGAGGGUGAAGAGCGUCGCCCUUUAACUGAAGAUCAAGAAGAUUUUACCAACAAAUCUCCUGAAGGUUCAGGGCCUCCCCAAAUCGUACAAGACCAAACUGAUUUGAACGAUCCGAACCUUUCUCCAAUAGAAGAAACUCCUUCGAAACCAGUCGCAGUUCAUCUCUCCACCCAAAGGCUUAUCAUAUUAACUACAAUAAUUAUUGCCUUAGCUUAUUCAAUUGCAUUAUCCGUCACGUCUCUAGGCUUAGUGCUGUCCGUUGUUGGUGCUACGGGAUCGACUUCCAUUUCUUAUAUUUUACCAGGAAUAUUUGGCUACAAGCUGUUAGGCACUUCUGCUGAAGCUACAUGGCGCCAAAGGACCUACAAGUACGCAGCAUUGGCGCUGGUCGCUUUUGGAAUCACCGUAAUGGUAAUCUGUCUCACGGUGGUUCUUUUCUUGAAUAAAUAA
Komagataella phaffii GS115 is the source of this 1413-nucleotide messenger RNA. RefSeq names its product Vacuolar amino acid transporter, exports aspartate and glutamate from the vacuole. The coding region runs from base 1 to 1413 and encodes 470 amino acids. The transcript is spliced from 2 exons. Gene Ontology annotation, biological process: amino acid transmembrane transport. Gene Ontology annotation, cellular component: fungal-type vacuole membrane. The record is from RefSeq and is a predicted model, not a curated record. Gene Ontology annotation, molecular function: L-tyrosine transmembrane transporter activity; L-arginine transmembrane transporter activity; L-lysine transmembrane transporter activity. Lineage: Eukaryota; Fungi; Ascomycota; Pichiomycetes; Pichiales; Pichiaceae.